Messenger RNA from Suillus bovinus, 725 nucleotides. RefSeq lists its product as uncharacterized. The transcript is spliced from 7 exons. The record is from RefSeq and is a predicted model, not a curated record. The coding region runs from base 39 to 725 and encodes 228 amino acids. NCBI's taxonomy places the organism in Eukaryota, Fungi, Basidiomycota, Agaricomycetes, Boletales, Suillaceae.
GUUUCUCUCAUACUGAUCUAAAUCUACGACCACUUGCGAUGGGCGAAGACCAUAGGCUCGAUUCUCCAGAAGCUAACGAAUCCAGCCAAGCAAAUUUAGAUGUUGGUGAAAGCCAGAGCUCCGAAGCUGUUAGAGGAGUCCUUCAGUCCCUGCGGAAAUUGAAAAAUGGGUUAACAAAAAAACUUCCUAAACCCUUCAAGCGAAAACGCAACCAACCCAUUGUGGUCCAGAACGUCGAAUUUGGAGGCGCUUCCCAGUCAGUACAUGCUUUACAGGUUCAGGCGGCCCCUUCUGGUGUGGAGGAAGGUCCUCAUCACCAAUUAAUUAAUGCUGAACUUCAGGGUGCCCGUGAGGGUACAGAAAGCAUGAAGCUACUCGGGGAACAUGCAACUUCUGUAGCAUCCGCAGCCAGCAAUGCCCAGGCAGGCCUCACUGCCAUGGAUGAUUUUGAGACGACAUAUCUUCAACCCCUAAAGAUUCUCGACGUUGUCCUUGAGAAGAUUGCGGAUGUACAUCCGUAUGUAAAAAUGGUGUUGGGGGUCCUGUCUGCUGCAUCCAAAACUAUCAUCGCUCAAGCAGAGCGCGACCAAUCAGUUUGCCGUCUUCUCGAGAAAUUGGCUGAAGUUUACCGCUUCAUGACCCAAGACGACACACUUGGCAAAAUUGAUUCGAUGCGCGAUAUCGUUGGAAAGAUCGGAGUACUCCGAAACAAAGAGCUUUUGUGA